Coccidioides posadasii C735 delta SOWgp is the source of this 1359-nucleotide messenger RNA. RefSeq lists its product as uncharacterized. The record is from RefSeq and is a predicted model, not a curated record. Lineage: Eukaryota; Fungi; Ascomycota; Eurotiomycetes; Onygenales; Onygenaceae.
CUCCCUUCCUCUUCUCUUGUUUAUCAUUUGCUUCCUUCCACUCCAAUAUCUUCUGGUGAACAGACCUUGCAUCUCCGUUAACUUCAGCUUUUCCCUUUCUCCUGUCACUGAACCUACAGAAUAUCCGGUCAUAGCCCUCUAGAAUCCAGCCUGAUAAAAUUCAGCAUGAAGGCCACCGCGCUUCUUUCCAUCGCGCUCUGUGCCGCGUUUGGUGCAGCCCAGAACCUGGAUGACAUUUCUGAAUGCGGACGCAUGUGCAUCAACAAUAUGUUGAACAAAGCUUCCGAACUCGGCUGCGACAGCACUGACAAGGCGUGUCUCUGCAGCAAGCAGAACUUUGCCUUUGGUCUUCGUGACUGUACCCUGCAGGCUUGCGGGGGCGAGGACCUUCCAAAAAUCAUUGCUGUUGGCCAAGCGAUUUGUGCCUCCGAAGGCGGCUCCAUGUCUGCGUCCGGUACUGCGUCAGAUACUGCAACUGGCACUCCUACUAGCACUCCUACUGGCACUCCUACUGGCACUGAUGGCCCCGAUUCCACUCCAUCAGAGACUGCCUCUAGUACUCCUACUGGCACCCAUGGCACUGAUUCUACUCAAACCAGCGGCUCUCCAUCUGCUACCCAGACUACUGGCAUUGUCCCUGGUGGGGAGUCAUCCGCCUACACUACCUCUGCCAUCGUCUCCACCGUGACUUCCGGCACUGAGGUUAUUGAAACCACCGUCGGCUCUACCACUCUCUACACACAAGUCAGCGACUCCAACGGCACGGCCAGUCCCACGUCCGGCCUCACCGGCACACCCACUUCUGGCUCGGUCGCUGAAACGACCACCGAGAGCCCUACUGAGACUGAAAUUCCCCCAGGCCAAACCACGCCAGCUGAAGGAGCUGCGGGUCGCGUCAUGACAACUGCUGCACCUGGCGUCGCUGGAGCUCUUGGUCUCAUCGCUCUUCUCGCCAUGUAAUCGGACCCAAAGCGAAGAGAGAAAAAAUGACAACAAUAAUACAAAAAAAUAAAAAAAAUAAAAAAUAAAAAGAAUAGGUACACUUACCACCUAAUGCCACUUGUUGUCUUGUAUGGGAAGUUGGCGAGACGAGCGUAGCAUGCUUUGUUUUCUUUUCACCCUCACUGGCGAAAUUUGGCUGGUGUUAUUCUUUAUUCUUUCUUAUUAAUUCUUUUUUAAUCACGAAUGGCUUAUGAGAUACCAGAACCGUGUUUUAUCCUUUAAACGCCGUGCAACAUAUUUUGAAAUGGGACUUCAUAUUAUACCAUGGGUUUGGAUGGGCCUGAACUUUGUAAUAAUGAGGUGGUUCCUCCCACAGUCCAGUAUAAAUGCAAAUAACAACUUACUAUUAACUAUUAU